UUUCCAAGGAUGCAAAAACAAAGAAUGCUUAUUUAAGUGGAAGGAAAAACCAAAGGAAGGGAAAAGAAGAGAUUUUUGGUUUGUUCCCACUGAUUCUAUAUCUUUGAACUUCCCAUCUCACAAUCGCCGACUCAAAUGGAGGCGGAGCCCGCGUCUGGGCCCGGGCCUGAGUUUAACUCGAAGGAGGAAGCUUUCGCAUUCUACCAAGCCCACGCGAAAUCUGUGGGUUUCUCCGCCAUAAUCAAAGCCAGCCGCCGAUCCCGAAUCUCCGGCAACUUCAUCGACGCCAAAUUCGCCUGCACUCACUACGGUGCCCCACCAAGCCACAAGCCCAAACGGGCCCCUUCCCGGGCCAAAACCGAUUGCAAGGCUUCCAUGCACGUGAAACGAACACCCCACGGUACAUGGAUAAUCUCUUCUUUCAUCAAACACCAUAACCACCAAAUUUCCCCCAUUCACAGUAGCCCUAAACCCAAUAAUAAUGUUAACAACAAGGCAAGUCCCUCAAGGAAACUCAAGGUUAAAAAAACACCGCAAUACUUAACUUUCGCCCAAGGUGACCUUCAAUUUUUGCUCAACGCUUUCAUGUCUAUGCAAAAUGAAAACCCUAAUUUCUUUUUCGCGGUCGAUCUUAACGAGGAGCAGCGGUUGAGGAGUGUUUUCUGGGUGGACGCUAAGGCUAGGCUUGAUUAUAGACACUUCAGUGAUGUGGUGCUUUUGGACACCACUCACGUUAAAAACGAGUGUAGAUUGCCCUUUGUUCCGUUUGUUGGUGUGAACCACCAUCUUCAGUUUUUCUUGCUGGGAUUGGCCUUUGUGUCUGAUGGGUCUGAAUCCACAUAUGCGUGGCUGAUGAGGAAUUGGUUGAGGGCAAUGGGAGGAGGUGCUCCAAAGGUGAUGCUCACUGACCGUGAUGAAGUGCUGAAGAGAGCGGUUGCUCAAGUGGUUCCUGAGUCUUGUCAUUGCUUUUGUCUGUGGCAUGUGUUGAGUAAGGUUCCAGAGAAACUCGGUCGCCGGAUUCGUGGGCACGGUGGGGAGUUUAUGAGUGGGUUUAGUGAGUGUGUUUUGAGGUCUAGGACAAAGGAGCAGUUUGAGAAUAGGUGGGAGGAGAUGGUUGAGAGGUUUGACAUGGGUGAUGAGAGUUGGUUGUGUGAGAUUUAUGAGGAUCGGAAACAGUGGGUACCUGCGUUUAUGAAUGGCAGGGUUUUAGCAGGAAUGUCGACUGUGCAGAGAUCAGAAGCCAUGAACUGCCUGUUUGAUAAAUAUGUGCAGAGGAAAACUACUAUGAAAGAGUUUCUGGAGCAGUACAGAGUGGUGUUGAGGGGUAAGUGUGAGGAGGAAGCCAAGGCUGAUUUUGAAACUCUGCGUCGACAGCCAGCGUUGAAGUCCCCAUCACCUUUUGGGAAACAAAUGGUGGAGUUGUACACCAAUGCAGUGUUUAAGAAGUUCCAGGGUGAGGUCUUGGGAGCUGUUGCUUGUCAUCCAAGGAAAGAGAGCGAAGAUGGGGCAAUGAAAAUGUUUAAGGUUCAGGAUUUCGAGGACAAUCAAGAUUUUGUUGUGACGUGGAAUGAAUCGACUUCAGAAGCAUCAUGCUCUUGCUAUUCAUUUGAGUUCAAUGGCUAUCUUUGUAGGCAUGUAAUGAUUGUGCUACAGAUUUCUGGUGUACAUAGCAUCCCACCUCGGUAUAUAUUAAAACGCUGGACAAAAGAUGCCAAGAAAAGAGAUCUGUCUGUGGCAGAUGUCGUUGUCUCUGACUCUAGGGCUGAGCGCUAUAAUAAUUUAUGUCAACGAGCUUUUGAGUUGGGUGACGAAGGGUCUUUAUCAUACGAGACUUACAUUGCUGCUGUAAAGGCGUUGGAAGAAGCUUUGAGAAAGUGUGAGAACCUGGAUGGUUCAAUUCAGAGAGUCAGAGAACCGAAUCUUCCAUGUUUUGGUUCUCAAGAGGUAAGCCCUGAACCAGAGAUCAUUGCUAUGGGAGUCGAUUCUAGCUGGCAGCAAAUGGAAAACCCCAAUGCACAAGAUCAGAAUCCGGAUGGCUAUUUUUCUACUAAGCGGAUUGAUUUUGGAAUGUGCAACCAAUUGAAUUCAGUAGCUGCUAUUCGUAAUGAUUAUUAUUGCAACCAGCAUGGCAUCCAAGACCGGGGACAGUUGAACUCAAUUGCAUCCAUCCAUGAUCCCUGUUACAUGGCCCCACAAAGGAUGCAACCGAUGGGUCAAGCCCACGGAGGGUCAUCCUCACAGCCGCAUGGGAUGGAGGUAAAGGUAAAACAGCUAAAUUCAAGGCACCAGUCUCAGUGAGUUAGGUUAUAGGCUGACAUUGUGUUUCAUACUUGUAUAUCAGCAUGUAAAUGUUUCAGUUAACGUUAUGUAUAUAUUAGAAAGUCAGAAGUCUUUUUGAUGAGCCUUGAUUAAUUCCUGCCCUUUUAGUAGAGAUGUAGGACUUUUGUUUCUUAACUAGUGGAAAUGAAUCAUGCAGUACUAUAGCAUAUCAUUCUGGCACUA
Vigna umbellata (rice bean) is the source of this 2502-nucleotide messenger RNA. Its product is annotated as protein FAR-RED IMPAIRED RESPONSE 1-like. Lineage: Eukaryota; Viridiplantae; Streptophyta; Magnoliopsida; Fabales; Fabaceae. Gene Ontology annotation, molecular function: zinc ion binding. Gene Ontology annotation, biological process: regulation of DNA-templated transcription. The record is from RefSeq and is a predicted model, not a curated record.